ACUAGCUGUUAGCUUUAGCUAAUAGCAGUUGGGUGAGCCACUGAGCCAGACCUCUGAAAUGGUUUCACUCAAGCUUCGUUUACGCCAGGAAACAGUGGUUGCUCUUAACAUGAGAGGUUCGCUGAUAAUUUUUUAAGCCUGUCACGAUUUGAUGCCAAAGAGGAUGACGAACUGUACGGACCAUACGUUAGCUAGCCCCAACAGAACAGCCAAGCUCCAGGUGAACUACUGUUGGACAGCCUUCCUUUGCUAGCUGCAUCCUGAGGAGGAAAGCUCUGAGAUUUUACAACGGCUGGAUGCGGAAGGAGGAUAUGAGGCAAGCUCAACAGCUAAUGCUAACUAUGAAUGCUAUUUCACGGGUUCAGUGGAAUGCCAAAGUGCCAAAAAGUGACGCUACUAAUAACCCAGCUUGGCUUAGGGUAGAGAAUAGCAGCUUUGCUACAAAAAAGGUACCGGUACAAGAAUAUGCAAGGACUUACAACCUCCACUGAGAUCUAUAAAUAUCCACGCCACAGAACUGUUGUCCUUGACACACCAGUCUUGGUCACCAUGCUAUCCACAUUGGAAGUGCCAUCAUAGGCCGUGGCUCAAUCAACUUCACGGUUUUGGGAUCUUCAGCCUUGGAGGAAGGAUUCCAGCUGUAGUCUAACCCUAAACGGUGAAGAUGGGCUCUCAGGCUCUCCAGAUAUUGAGGCAGGGGGUGUGGGCUUCGCUCACAGGAGGCUGGUAUGUGGACCCCCAUCAGAGCACGUUCUCAAACUGCUUCCACCUAUACCUAUGGAUUUUUCUCCUGGCCUUCCCCUUUCUUCUGUACAUGGCUCUUCCCCCUAGCUUGGUGGUGGCAGGCGUGUACUCUGCUGUGGUAGCAAUCUUUUUUACUGCCAUUAAGGUGGUAAACUACCGACUUCACGCCAUGUUUGACCUCGGUGAGAUUGUCGAGAAGAAGCAGGCCUCUCUCACAGCUGACGCCCCGAGGACAGACGAACUAGAUGAUGGGUCAGGAGUUCAUGAUGGGAAUCAGCAUAGAGAUAGUCAUGUUGGUGUGGAGAUGACUGUGUUUCGGAAGGUGAACUCGACUCCUCCAGUCCGUUGCAGCUCCCAGCAUUCUCUGUUUGGAUUGAACCAAGUGUCGGAGUUUUUGCCCCAGCUGGAAGAUGCAGGAGGCUCUAAGGAUGUCAAAGAAUUAACACAGGGACAAGGAAGCAACAAUGUAAUCGUGACUUCAGCCCAUCGAGCGAUUAUACGUCAGAGCUCUCAGGACACACAAAGGGUGCCCAGUGCAGUUCAAUCCUGCAUUUCCACCUCUUUGGACUUCCCUGUUCUGACUGGGGUGACGGCGGGACUUGAAGACCCUGGAGGGUGCCUGUCCAUCCCCCCUUCACCUUUAAGUCAAGAAGAUGGAGGGGAGAAGGAGCAGCUGGAGGACUUGCCAAAAAAGUCAACUAAUCAAAACACCAAGGACAAUGGGUUGGGGACCUUCUCUUUACUUGGCCCCUCUGCUGAAUCUGGGAGCUUAGGGGAUACACCCCUUAGUCCUCUUAUUAAGAGCAGUUUAAGUGAGGAGCUGAGUGAAAACCUAAUGGGUCUGGGUCUGGACCCUGGAGCUUUUGCUCCUGGAACUGAGCUCCCAGGCAGCCGCAGUGGGGUGGCGUUAGCUGCUGGGUCCACAGACAGCUGCUUCAGCGCAGGCGGAGCUACCACAGACCGUGAGACACUAAGCACUGUGAGCAGUUACCGCUCUGAGAAAACAGACUCCACUCAGUUAGAAAGUCCUUCAUUGAGCCAGUCACGGCCAACAGAUGGACAGACGCCCGCCUUAGCACCAGUGGUAGAUUCUAAUGUUCUGAACAACACAGAAGACACAACUGGACAGGGUGGCAGUGACACUGACAAUCUGUCAGACAGCGUGCUACUUCGUUCCCCUUCUAAAGAGUUAUCCAUCAGCCAAGGGCUGGACCGGACACUUGUUGAAGAGGAUUUACCCCCUGCACCCUCUGAUAUUGCACAGCCCCCUCCUCUCCAGAACUCUUCCCCUUCAAGUAGUGGCCACUCAGAGGUUUGUGACCUGGACAAAAAAAGCUAUGGUCCUCCUCUCCCGCCGCCACGGCAGGCCAAUUCGGUGCCUUCAGGGCUGGCCCUGGGUCUGGUGUGUUCUGAGCCUGCUUUGCCCAUUUCCUCUACCCCUCUGUUACUGUCUGACCCCCCUGUGCUCCAAGCCCAGCAGGUUGUUCGUCCUAAAGACUUAAAGCUGCUGCGGGCCAGCGGCGGAAGCAUGGGCCACAGACCGGGCAGAAGGAAAGCUCCUAGAAGGCGCACAGGAGCAGGCAGCAGUAGUUUCGACUGUGGUUCUUACAGGCGACACCACAAUCACAGGCAACACAGAGAUUACAUCCCAGUGCGCAGCCGGUUGGGGGCUAAGGCGUACAGCGAAAGUUUAUUUGAAGACUCAACUGAUGAGGAUGACGGCAGUGACAUGAGCGCAGGGUCCAGCCUUGGGUCCCAGCGCAGAUACAGCUCAGACGAGGACAACGACAAUGACGAUGACUCAAGUUCCUCUACCUCUUGCUACUCCUCCGACCUUGCCAACACAGACAUUACAUCCCUUCUCUCCAAUGCUGCUCAACUUCCCCCACAAAGAGAAGGGGAUUUACCCGAACCCUCCGCCCCAUCUCACCCUCGUGCUGCUCAGCGCUCCUCUAGCACAGCGAGUGCCAAGACUCAUGCAAGAGUACUUAGUAUGGACGGGGCUGGUGGCGGCCAGAGCAACGCGGCAACAACUCCUACUACACUUCUUACGAUGCCCUCAACAUCAACCCCAGCUCCUCGCACUCUUGCAAUGUCCAAGUCUGAUCUGGAAGCGAGGACUGUACACGCCGACGGCUUUCCUGGAGGCCAUCAUCAUCGGCUGGAUUCUCUUGGAGGUUCUUGGACUGGCAACCAGAUGGGUUGGAGGGCAGGAGAGCUGGUUGAAGAAGGAGCUGUGGGUGGAGCUCUGGGCCCCGAGGAUGGGAACAAACACGAAUCCAUAACGAGUGUGAAGAGGACCCAGGCAAUACGGCGGAGGCAUAACGCUGGGAGCAACCCUACCCCACCACCUUCAACAAUGGGAUCACCACCCAGCCUCCAAGACCUUCAGCGAGUUCGAACCUCCUCUCAUUCACGCACCCGCACGCUUCCAUCAGCCUUACAGUUUGCGUCUUCACUCCUACUCCCCCGCAGCGGCAUCCAUGAGGCCUCCACCUUUGACGACACAUCAGAGGGAGCAGUGCACUAUUUCUAUGAUGAAAGUGGAGUGAAGAGAUCCUACACUUUUGGACCUGCUGGUGGUGGCUAUGAGGAUCCAGUGCAAGAAAGAGAGAGGCAGUCCCAGUCAUCAAGCUUCACCUCCACUGAAGUUCAGGAUGGAGCACCAGUCCUGUCCAUCCUCCAGCCCAGACCCGUGGUUCUCCAGGGCAUGCAGGUUCGCCGGGUGCCCCUGGAAAUGCCUGAGUUUGAUCUUGAUCACGAAUCCCUCCAAGAAUCUCAUGAAAACACUCUGAUGAUUGAGGAGAAAGCCAAGCCUAAACAGUACUAUCGGUUUUGGGUCCUACCUGGCAAGUGGCUUAGAGUUCGUUACGAUCGACUGGCUCUUCUAGCUCUGUUGGACAGGAAUCGCCGUGUGGGAGAGAACGUGUUUUCUGUGAUGUUGGCUAGCCUGGUGGCCUUCCUGGGAUUUCUUCUUCUGCUUCAGGGCUUUUUCAGGGACAUCUGGGUCUUCCAGUUCUGCUUGGUCAUUGCUAGCUGCCAGUACUCUUUACUGAAGAGCGUACAGCCGGAUGCAGCCUCUCCAAUGCAUGGCCAUAACUGGAUCAUUGUGUACAGUCGGCCAGUUUACUUCUGCUUGUGUUGUGCAAUGAUCUGGAUAUUCGACCUGUCGGGACGAGCUGGAAACCUGCAGCCAUUUUCUCUCUAUGGUGUCACCGUCUUCUCUGCGCACUUCCUGCUGUGUGUCAGGGAUAUGCUUAUCGUUUUUGCCUUGUGUUUUCCGGUCAUUUUCCUGUUUGGGUUGCUACCUCAGGUUAAUACCUUUGUGAUGUGUCUGCUGGAGCAGAUAGACAUGCACAUUUUCGGUGGAACUGCCACUACCAGCCCCCUAUCAUCUCUGUUCAGCCUCAUACGCAGCAUAGUGGUGGCAGCUCUGCUGUAUGGAUUUUGCCUCGGCGCCAUUAAUGCCCCCUGGGGGGAUGCCCAUGUGCCAGUUCUGUUCUCUGUGUUCUGUGGUCUACUUUUGGCCUUGUCCUACCAUCUCAGCCGCCAAAGCAGUGACCCAACCAUCCUGUGGUCAUUGGUCCGUUCCAAAUUAUUCCCCGAAUUGGAGAACAGAACCCCAGAGGAACCCCCUGUGGAAAUCAAAGAUCCUCUCCCUGAGAAGCUACGUAACUCUGUGAGCGAGACGCUUCAUUCAGACCUCGUCAUGUGUCCCCUCAUGGCUGUGAUUACCUUCGCCAUCAGUGCCAGCACCGUUUUCAUUGCUCUUCAGCCGGCUCUCAGUUUUGUCUUAUACAUCCUGGCUGGAGUCAUAGGGUUCAUCACUCACUAUCUCCUGCCUCAGCUCCGCAAACAGCUGCCAUGGUUCUGUCUGGCACACCCUGUGCUUCGAUCCAGAGAGUACAGCCAGUUUGAGGUCCGAGAUGCUGCUCAGCUGAUGUGGUUUGAGAAGCUGUAUGCAUGGCUACAGUGUGUGGAGAAGUACUUCAUCUAUCCAGCUGUGGUGCUGAACUCUCUAACAACUGAAGCCCGAACAGUUGGUCAGAAUCAUAAAGAGCUGGACAUCUACAGCCGUGCUCUCUUCAUCUCAGUCGCAGGAAUGAAGCUGCUGCGUUCUUCCUUCUGCACCCCGUCUCAGCAGUACGUGACCCUUUGCUUUACCACGCUCUUCUUUCACUGUGACUAUCCACACUUCUCAGAGACCUUCCUAAUCGACUACUACUUCAUGUCGAUCAUCUUCAGCAAGAUGUGGGACCUGCUGUACAAGCUACGCUUCGUUUUGACUUACAUAGCCCCAUGGCAGAUCACCUGGGGAUCCGCCUUUCAUGCUUUUGCUCAACCGUUUGCUGUUCCUCACUCUGCUGUGCUUUUCGUCCAGGCAAUCUUCUCUGCCAUUUUUUCCACACCCCUCAACCCUGUUCUAGGAAGCGCUGUGUUCGUCACCUCUUACACCAGACCUGUAAAGUUCUGGGAACGAGACUACAACACCAAGCGGGUUGAUCAUUCAAACACCAGACUUGCCACUCAGUUGGAUCGCAACCCAGGUGCUGAUGACAACAACUUAAACUCGAUUUUCUACGAGCACCUGACGCGCUCUCUGCAGCACAGCCUGUGCGGAGACCUGCUGCUUGGACGCUGGGGGAACUACAACACAGGCGACUGUUUCAUCCUGGCAUCGGACUACCUCAACGCUCUGGUGCACAUCAUUGAGAUCGGCAACGGGCUCGUCACCUUUCAGCUCAGGGGUCUGGAGUUCAGAGGUACCUACUGUCAGCAGAGGGAGGUAGAGGCUAUCACAGAGGGGGUGGAAGAGGACGAGGGCUGCUGCUGCUGUGAACCAGGUCAUCUGCCGCAUAUGUUGUCCUUCAACGCCGCCUUCGGGCAGCGCUGGCUGGCAUGGGAGGUGGCCGCCACCAAAUAUGUUCUAGAGGGCUAUAGCAUCAGCGACAAUAACGCAGCCUCCAUGUUGCAAGUAUUUGACCUGCGCAAAAUUCUCAUCACCUACUAUGUGAAGAGCAUCAUCUACUAUGUGAGUCGAUCCUCUAAGCUUGAGGAGUGGCUCAGCAAUGAGACCAUUCAGGAAGCUCUGCGGCCCUGCCUUGCACCCAGCUAUGUGGACAGCGACCCCACCUUUAACUUGAACAUUGACGAGGACUAUGAUCACAGAGCCUCCGGCAUUACCCCCUCCUCCUUCAGCAUGGUUUACCUCGACUGGAUCCAGUACUGCAACAGCAGGCGCCAAACGCCAGUAACUUGUGAAAAAGAUUCUCCACUUGUCAACCUCUGUUUUGGCCUUUGUAUCCUGGGAAGAAGAGCUCUGGGCACAGCAUCUCAUAGCAUGUCUGCAAGUUUGGAGCCUUUUCUGUACGGCCUCCACGCCCUCUUCAAAGGAGACUUCCGCAUUACGUCGCCCAGGGACGAAUGGGUGUUUGCAGAUAUGGACCUACUGAAUCGAGUUGUGGCUCCAGGAGUUCGAAUGUCCCUCAAACUUCAUCAGGACCAUUUUACAUCCCCAGAUGAGUACGAGGAUCCCACGGUUCUGUAUGAUGCAAUCACUGCCAACGAAGAAAAGAUGCUGAUUUCACACGAAGGGGACCCAGUGUGGCGCAGCGCCAUCUUAGCAAACAUGCCGUCGCUGCUGGCACUGCGACACAUCAUGGACGACGGCAGCGAUGAGUACAAAAUCAUCAUGCUUAAUAAGAGAUUCCUCAGCUUCAGAGUCAUCAAGGUGAACAGAGAAUGUGUGCGUGGGUUGUGGGCUGGCCAACAGCAGGAGCUGGUUUUCCUGCGGAACCGCAACCCAGAGCGAGGAAGCAUCCAGAACGCCAAGCAGGCUCUGAGGAAUAUGAUUAACUCGUCAUGUGACCAGCCCAUCGGUUACCCCAUAUACGUGUCGCCCCUCACCACCUCGUACGCCGGGGGCCACAGUCAGCUCCGCUCUGUGUGGGGCGGCCCGGUCAGUCCACACAACAUUUACACGUGGCUCAUCAGUAGCUGGGACCGGAUGCAGAAAGGGUGUGGCGCCGGCUGUAACAGCGGGGGAAACAUCGAGGACUCUGACUGUGGAGGAGGCUCUGCUUCCAUUUCAAUGAACCCAGCCAUUCACACCACACAGAGCACCCCGGCCUCCAGCCUUCCUCAGCCACACAUCACCACCGUCCAGCCCUCCAUGGGUACAGAUAACCCUAUAGGCCCAAACCAGAGCUGGCCUCACCACCCUCAACCUCUCCCAUUAGCUCUACUCAGUCAAUCAGAGGGCAGGAUGGAGGCCAGCCUGCUCAGCUCUCUGCAGCGAACGUCAUCCAUCCAGGGGCUCCUUGGUCAGCAGCUCUCCAGCUCCCAGCUCUCCUUCAGCAGCUCCAUGGUUCCUCCACCUCUGCCGACCUCAGAGCGCUUCUGCCCGGCAACGCUACUGGAGAACUCAGGACACCGCGUGGGCCAGAGGAGCGGCCUGCUCUACGAGAGUCAUAUCGGCAAGUGGAGUUUUUCAGGCAAGAAGGGCUUUAAUGGACCAACUGCAGUGGAGAUGGAGGGGGUGCCGGUGCAGACGAUACGCACACAGCCUCCUCCUCCUUUGCCGCUACAAGAAGCCAGUCUGUCCCAUGACCCCCUUGGAGCCACUCAGACGUGUGAUCCCACCCUGUUGGCUUCAGAGGACGCUCCCACUCCAAAAGAGGAAUCCACAGAGCUGCCUUUACUUGAUCACCUGCGCUGAGUUUUUGCACUGGUGACAUUUUCUACAAUGGAAGCACACCGUGGGACCGAAUCAGACCAAUUCCAGCUUCGGGUCUCAUUCCAUCUAAUGUUGCUGGGAUUCGUCAGUGCAGGGAAAAAAAUCCCCAGCUGAGCCUGGGAGCAGAAAGGUCCCUAACAGCCAGAGCAGUUCAGCUGUAACGGCGCACUGAGCGGUGGCACAGCACGCCAUGGAGGGAAUUUAGCCAACCGGUUCAUUCAGCAGUCAGGUUUCGUCUGAGGUUCUGAUCAUCCUUGUCUCUAUGGACGACCUUUGGGUUGUAACAGAAGUGACAGACUAGAAAGGCCAGUGCAAUUAAAGGGAUAUUUUGCUUCAGGAGUGUUUAUUUUUCUAUACAGGAGAAAAGAAUAUAGCAUCUCUUCUGCAGAGGCUGGGUUUCUGUUUCAUCACUUAAAGAGAUUUAGUGCGUUACUGUACAAGCAAGCAAAGGAUGUGUGAACCACAAAAAGCCUUUUUUAGUUUUUUUCCCCCCCGUUGUUGCAUCCUCACUGGACCCACAGCUGAGUGUCGAUACCUGACAGACUACAGGAGGCUCAACCCCACCGCUCUCCAUCGCACACCACUCAUUAAUCAGCAAGCGGAAGCGAAGACAACAACCAGUCCCCGCCCUCUGGUUUGUUUCCUGCAGAGGUUCCUGGAGAGAUCAGCGGUUAACAAAGGAAACCUCUCAGCCAAGCCGGCGAGCUGUGCUUUAACGGCGAGUUUACACAUCAUCUAGGCCUUUAAGUCUUGAAUUGGAAGGUGGAGGUUUGGAAGACUGUGGUCCAAACAGGCUCCUCUCUCUGUGAAGAGUGUCUAUUGAAGCCCAUGAAGGUGGCGUGUUGGAAAUGUAAAAAACCUUUUGUUUCGCUGGGUUGAAUGUUUUUUUCUUUUUUUGGAUGUUUUACUUGAAGAAUCCCAAGUUCCUCAGUGAUUCAGAACCACUGAGUUUGUUUUUUGAUAAAUGAUCAGUGAAGCCCUGACUGGUCUCCAGGAAGCAGGGGUCGAUGCUGCUCAGUGCGGGGAGCAGCGUUUCUCCCAUUACUGUACUACUGCUUCUGCAUCCCCUGCUACUACUAACGUACCCUGUACUACUGCUGUUUCUGCACCAGACAAAUCCAGCGUUUUAGUUGGACCUUUACACCGCUAAAAAAAAUAGUAAAAGCAAAGGCGAAAUAUUUAUAAUCAACGUUGUCUUACAGAUCUUUUCUGGGUGGGGCCGUGUGUGUGCGCUGUUGCCUUCUGUCAUCUGCUUCCUCUCUUCCAUUGGUUUGUCUAAAUAAAUCUUUUCAUCUUAUCAACGAUGAUUGUGUUCAAAGGGAUAAUUAGCAUUUUUGAGGUUUGAUUUUGGACGAACUUUAGUUUUAAAUCAGACGUUGAGACGCACUGGUGAGAAUUUUGCAGCCAUUUUUUUACGUCUGAAUUUUGUUUUUUGUUUUCAAUGCGCUUUCCUGCUGAUAGCUGUUUUUAAUGGAAAGCUUUUUCUCUUUAAGAACUGUAAUUAGCAGAGGCUAAAAUAUUUUUUCUACCUCCCCUGUGAGCAGUCUCUAAUUAUUUCUAUUAUGAUAAUCAGCAACAUUACAGGGUUUCACUAUUUUAAAAUAAACAAAACGAUGACUGGGCGACAAUUUAAACUAAAUGCAGUAACCCAUGGUUAGUAUUACUAAAAGGUCUUCAUUCUAGAGAAAAUGGAUGUUUAUCUUGGAUUUCCAAAAGGUUACCAAUAUUUUUAUAACUUUUCCACAGCAGAUAAAAUUAAAAUGUCAAAUAGAUUAAACAAAUUCUUCCUUUUUUCUGUUUAAAGGCUCUCUCUGAUAGCGCUCAUUGUGUCUCCACAUAUCGUAGAGAAAGCUUGAAUCAUCUCUGCUCUUUAUGGCUAACUUCUUAUCCCUCCUUAGUCGUAUUCCGUCAGUAACUGCCUCCACACCGAUGAGGGUUUUUCGCUUCAAUCCGGGCUGAUCAAGAUAAAAAUUGUCCAGUUCCAGUCCACGGUUUUGUUUAAUUUUUUUCUCUCUGUAUCUUAAGCUUUAUGCGCUCCAAUCAGGACGGCUGUGAUGGGGAAAAACAAGCCAACCGCUGCUGAGAUCAGGAUCUAAAAAGCAUAGAUCUCAGUUUAAAGCUGCUUUGUGAAUCUAAUACUGGUUCAGUGUUCAGAUAAUUGGUUUGUGUUACUCUCUCAAAGUUUGUAAAACAUAAUAAAAUCAACCACUACGCUGGUUCGCUGUGGGGGCUGAAAUGCAAUUCUUGGCGAGGUUUUCAUUUGGAGCAGCUGUUACCGUAUUACAGUUCUGAUAAUUUACCCCCCCACCCCCCAAUCAUCCCAAAAACAAACCAUCCCUUUAAUCCUGUAGCAUAACUGGAAAUAUUCCUAAGAAGUUAACUCGGUUCCUCUUCACCCCCUUUUUCAAUCUUUAGCUGUUUUUCACCACUGUGAAAAUGUUGAACGGUUUGCAGAUGAACAUUAAGCAAGCAACACUUGGCAGCCCAGUCGUCAUCUCUCUGCAGUGUUCAAAACGUUGUGCCAUAGCGUUAAUCACCAGAUCCUGGUCUGCUCAAAUGAAUUCCUGUUAUAAUGUUGUUGUCCUUUAGUAGAGGACUUGAAACACCUCCAGCAUUCUCAGGAUUUAACAUUGGGGAGAAAGUGAGACGCGAUUUGUUGCAGGAAAGAUAAUCAAGAGGGAGUUGAGAUCCAUUCUUUAAUUUGACCGGGGUUAUACGAAUAAACUUGGAUCACAAAAUGGAGAUUAAAGGCUAUUUAAGACUUAAAAAGAAAGAGAAUUUCUCCUUAAAAUAAAGGUCACUUAUUUCAUGUUGGGUUGGAAACUGGGUCACCCUGGUGUUAACCAUUCUUAAUGCUGUUUGUGAAUCUUUGCUGCAGUCUUUGCUCCACUUUAAGCUCCUUUCUUUUCAGCAGCCCUGAGAUGUUUUGUAAACUUGCUGUGAGGAACAUAUAGCAGCAUCUUUCCCAGGACAUGCUAACAACUCCCUCAACUCAGGAAAUACAGACUUGUCGAUCAGUGCUGUUUUUAUUUGCAUUCAAAGCUAUGGGGAAUUCUACUUCUUUUUUUUCUUUCUAUGUUUUUUUUUUGGGGGGGGGGAGACAGGAAAGCACAAGCUAACAGGCAGACCCGGGUGUCCUAAAGGGGUUUCCCAAUCUCUAAAUCUGUGUACAGCAUGUCUGCUAUAUGAAUAUGUAUUUAAGAUAAGAAUCUAUUUUAUUAUUGGGUUCUGGUUUUCCUUCUCCAUCAAAGACACUAUAUAUGCGGAGCUGCAGGGAGGGGCGAGGCUCCGGAUUCAACCCAGCAACACGAAAAGCUGAAAAUCUGCAGUUUGGGAAGAAUCACUUUAUACUUGUUUUGCACAAGAUGUCAUUGUUCAUCAUCCCAGUUUUUCCAUUUGUCAUUUUGGGAGGGUGGGCUUUUAUUUAAGAACUAUAAGUCAAUGUUCUGUACAGUUUGGUUUUUUUAUGCGAUUAUCUUUUUUUUUUUCUAUUUAAAUUAAAGUUUUUGU
Messenger RNA from Cyprinodon variegatus (sheepshead minnow), 10990 nucleotides. It is a transcript of the gene pcnx3, whose product is annotated as pecanex-like 3 (Drosophila). The coding region runs from base 665 to 7462 and encodes 2265 amino acids. Lineage: Eukaryota; Metazoa; Chordata; Actinopteri; Cyprinodontiformes; Cyprinodontidae. Gene Ontology annotation, cellular component: membrane. The record is from RefSeq and is a predicted model, not a curated record. The transcript has 36 exons.